Histoplasma capsulatum G186AR is the source of this 2049-nucleotide messenger RNA. Its product is annotated as 2,3-bisphosphoglycerate-independent phosphoglycerate mutase. Gene Ontology annotation, cellular component: cytoplasm. Bases 97 to 1662 code for a protein of 521 amino acids. The transcript has 4 exons. Gene Ontology annotation, biological process: glucose catabolic process. The record is from RefSeq and is a predicted model, not a curated record. Gene Ontology annotation, molecular function: manganese ion binding. NCBI's taxonomy places the organism in Eukaryota, Fungi, Ascomycota, Eurotiomycetes, Onygenales, Ajellomycetaceae.
GGUUCAAUUCCUCAGCUAAGUAUAACCAAUAUCUGCUUUUGAAUUGUGCCAUUGGACACAAUCAUUUCCUAGUUAUCUAGCUUGAUAUUCGCCACAAUGACCGAGGUUGAUCACAAAGCAGUGCUGAUCGUUAUUGACGGCUGGGGUAUUGCUGGCCCUGACUCCCGUCCCGAUGGAGACGCUAUCGCUGCAGCUAACGCCCCGGUCAUGUCCUCGUUCGCGGACUCCAAUUCCAAAACUGCACAGGGCUAUACCGAGCUCGAUGCUUCCUCCCUCGCCGUGGGCCUCCCAGAAGGCCUCAUGGGAAACAGUGAAGUGGGUCAUCUGAAUAUUGGCGCUGGGCGUGUGGUCUGGCAAGAUGUUGUACGCAUCGACCAAACCCUGAAGAAUGGAGAUAUGAACAAGACCGAGAACAUCGUCAAAACGUUCCAGAAAGCGAAAGAUGGCAAUGGGCGAUUGCACCUCCUUGGCCUCAUCUCUGAUGGCGGUGUCCAUUCUCAUAUCAACCAUUUAUUCGGGCUACUACAGGUGGCUAAGGAAAUGAAGAUUCCCAAGGUCUUUAUCCAUUUCUUUGGGGAUGGGAGAGAUACGGAUCCUAAGAGUGCAGCUGGGUAUAUGCAACAAUUGCUUGACAAGACCAAAGAAUUGGGUGUUGGCGAGUUGGCGACCGUGGUAGGCAGAUAUUUUGCUAUGGAUCGCGAUAAGAGGUGGGAUCGUAUCGAGAUUGCUUUGCACGGGCUUGUUACUGGUGGAGGAGGGGAAGAAUCCACAGACCCAGUCCAGACCAUCAAGGAGAGAUAUCAGAAAGGAGAAAAUGACGAGUUCUUGAAGCCAAUUAUUAUUGGAGGAAAGGAGAGGAGAAUACAAGACAAUGACACGCUCUUCUUCUUCAACUACCGCUCGGACCGUGUACGGGAAAUAACCCAGCUCCUCGGGGACGUCGACCGGUCCCCCAAACCAAACUUCCCUUACCCCAAAAACAUCUCAAUCACAACUAUGACCCAAUAUAAAACUGACUAUAAAUUUCCCAUCGCUUUUCCCCCUCAGCACAUGGGCAACGUUCUCGCGGAAUGGCUGGGCAAGCAAGGCCUCAAACAAUGCCACAUCGCCGAGACAGAGAAAUACGCUCAUGUCACUUUCUUCUUCAACGGCGGCGUUGAGAAGCAGUUCCUCGGCGAAGAGCGGGAGUUAAUCCCGUCUCCAAAAGUAGCAACCUAUGACCUCGACCCGAAAAUGAGUGCUGCUCCUGUGGCAGAUAAGCUUGCUGAGCGUAUUAGUGAGAAGAAAUUUGAGUUUUUGAUGAACAAUUUCGCCCCGCCGGAUAUGGUGGGCCAUACUGGAGUGUAUGAAGCUGCCGUUGAGGCUGUGACGGCAACGGAUAAGGCUAUUGGGAGAGUGUUUGAAGCUUGCAAGCAGCACGGAUAUAUCCUUUUCGUCACGGCUGAUCAUGGAAACGCCGAGGAGAUGAAGAACGCUGAAGGAACGCCCAAGACGUCACAUACGACUAACAAAGUCCCUUUCAUCAUGGCCAACGCGCCAGAGGGUUGGAGCUUGGAGAAGUCCGGUGGAGUUUUGGGCGAUGUCGCACCGACCAUCCUCGCAGCCAUGGGCAUCGAACAACCUAAGGAAAUGACAGGACAUAGCCUUCUUGUCAGGACUUAGAACUAUUCGUAUUUACAUUGAGUACAGCAUCGAGAUAGGGAUAGACAGCCUGUAUGCUUUGUCCGAAUGUGCGUUUUGUUUCAUUUAUCUUUUUCUGAAGUUCUGUUUCAUCCGUGAAACGGGCCAAAGAGGGGACUCAUUUCGUGCUUAGAGGAUAGAGAUGGGUGGGAGAGUUGUGACAUUUGUAUAGCUAGGCAAUGUCUCAAGAUUUAUCGACUUUGGCAGGUAGCCUUUGGUGGUUGCGGAGUAUGUAUGCAUCGAGGAAUUAAAGUUCGGAAAAGCUUCCUUCCUUCGGCCAGGAUAUUCUGAAAAAGAUCCAGCGCGCAUGUUAUAUUCGGGAAAAUAGUGCGCUAAAUUUAUACGUCAUUUUAACCGUUUUAUAUUGUG